This is a messenger RNA of Drosophila innubila, 2801 nucleotides long. RefSeq names its product mismatch repair endonuclease PMS2 (gene Pms2). Gene Ontology annotation, cellular component: MutLalpha complex. The coding region runs from base 90 to 2741 and encodes 883 amino acids. Gene Ontology annotation, biological process: mismatch repair. The transcript has 8 exons. Lineage: Eukaryota; Metazoa; Arthropoda; Insecta; Diptera; Drosophilidae. Gene Ontology annotation, molecular function: ATP-dependent DNA damage sensor activity; ATP binding; mismatched DNA binding. The record is from RefSeq and is a predicted model, not a curated record.
UAAGUGCGUUUCGUAUUUGUAGAUGUGGUUACACUGGCAAUGCAGCUGCGCGGGCUUUAUAUUUGUUGUGAUAAUUUGUGGCCUAAAAGAUGAAUGAAAAUGAAGCAGAUACGGAUAUUCCAGAGCCUACAAGUGCUGCUUCCGGUCAAAUCAAGGCCAUAGCCAAGGAUACUGUGCACAAAAUCUGUUCGGGACAGGUGGUGCUCAGUUUGGCGGUUGCUGUGAAAGAGCUGGUGGAGAAUGCCAUUGAUGCGGGUGCCACGCUCAUCGAGAUUAAACUCAAGGAUCAGGGAUUGCAGGGCGUCGAAGUCUCCGACAAUGGUUCUGGCGUGGAGGAGGCCAAUUUGGAGGGCAUGACUGCCAAGUAUCAUACCUCGAAAAUACGUGAAUUUGUUGAUCUGUUGGGUGUGGAGACCUUUGGAUUUCGUGGCGAGGCGCUGAGUUCCCUUUGUGCACUCUCUGACAUGGCAAUACAGACACGGCACAAGUCCACGGAUGUGGCGCUGAAAAUUGAGCUGGACCAUGAGGGCAGGAUAAAGAAGCGUUCUCCCUGCGCUCGAGGUGUGGGCACCACCGUCUCCCUGAGCAAUCUCUUUGUGACGCUGCCCGUGCGUCGUCGGGAUUUUACGCGCAACAUCAAGAAGGAAUUCACCAAGAUGUGCCAGAUACUGCAGGCCUAUUGUCUGGUCACCAAAGGCGUCCGCAUCAUUUGUAGUAAUCAGUCGCCCAAGGGUGUCAAAUCCGUGGUUGUGCAAACCCACGGUGCUCAGGAUGAGCUGGCCAAUAUUUCGGCUGUGUUUGGAGCACGACAAGUGGCGGACUUGGUGCCACUCAAGUCACCCUUCGCGGCUGGUCAACUCAGCGAGGAGAGCCUGCGUGCCGAGCUGCAAUCCUCCAGCGAUGUGGCUGACACCACCUGCACACAGUUUAACGCCGAGGAUGUGGAGCGUCUGAAUCAAGCGGACUUUCAACUGGAGGGCUACAUAUCUAGCUGUCGUCAUGGUGCAGGCAGAUCCACAAAGGAUCGUCAGUUCUUCUAUGUCAAUUCUCGCCCCUGUGAUCCGAAGAAUAUUGCCAAGGUUAUGAACGAUAUAUACCAUCGAUAUAAUGUGCAGCAACAGCCCUUUAUCUAUCUGAAUAUUGUCACUGCUCGUGCGGAUGUGGACGUGAAUCUGACGCCGGACAAGCGCCAGUUGCUGCUCAACAAUGAGAAGAUUCUGCUGCUGGCACUGAAGAAGUCACUGCUGGACACCUUUGGCAGCUUACCCUCGACCUUUCAGAUGCACAACACUUCCAUAGCCAGCAUGCUGCAACCCAAAGUGACCAAGGAGGCAACCACGGACAAUGAAAGUGCCGCCAAAGCAGCAGAAAUCGAAGAGGAUGUGCCCGAGAGCUCUUCGCAGCGUUUCAUGGAUGUGCUCACGCAAUGGCGUCGCACGGGGGACACCAAAGGAGUGGCUCCAGCAGCGCCAGUUAAACGACGUUGCGGGGAAACCGAAGAGAUUACAGCACGUGCCAUGAAAAUGCAAAAGAUACAGGAUUUCCUUAGCCAGGAGUCACCACCAGAACGUAGCUUCAAAGGCGAGUCGGAAACGGAUGAAGAUGAAGCUCCAAAACGGAAGAAAGACGAGACUAGCCUGGAUAACAGCUUUGUGAGUUUAAAGCAGCUUCAAGAGGAUUCACUCGCCUACGAUGCGUUGACUCAGCCCACAAAAGAAACUCGCAUUGUUUGCAAAACGUUAACGCCAUUAAAACCACUUCAGAUCAUGGCAGAGAUAAAGCCAAAGAUUUCCAGUAUUAAAAAGAAGAUAGAGGAGGAUGUAGGGGAGGAUCUGCCGGAAUCUAUGCAGACAGCCACCGAGUACAGCGAUGAUGAAAUUGAAAUGCCAACACGCAUUGAAUUCGAUGGCAACGAACACGAUUCAGAGACAGAUCCACCCAGCAACAUUACAAGCGGAGAAAUGCGCACCACGCUGGAGGAGAUUGCGGCCAGUCUGCAGGCCCAGGAGCAGCAGCAAGCGGAGCGCAAGCGUUGCGCCAAGCUGCAACGUUUACGGUUCAAAAGCGAAAUAAAUCCCAAUCACAAUCAGAACGCGGAAGCGGAGCUGCAAAAGGAAAUAACUAAAGCGGAUUUUGUACGCAUGCAAAUAAUUGGCCAAUUUAAUCUGGGCUUCAUCAUAGUCAAGCUGGAGGAUGAUCUCUUCAUUGUGGACCAGCAUGCAGCUGAUGAGAAAUACAAUUUCGAGACGCUGCAACGCUCCACACAGUUGGAGCAUCAACGUCUGACGGUGCCACAAACUCUGGAGCUGACGGCGGUCAAUGAGAUGAUAUUAUUAGAUCAUUUGCCCGUCUUUGAAAAGAAUGGCUUCAAAUUCGAGAUUAAUGAGCAGGCGCCUGCGACGAAGAAAGUGCGCCUGCUGGGCAAACCAUUCAGCAAGAACUGGGAGUUUGGCAAGGAGGACAUCGACGAGCUCAUCUUUAUGCUGCAGGAUGCACCCGAGGGCACCAUCUGUCGUCCCUCCCGCAUACGUUCCAUGUUCGCCUCCCGCGCCUGCCGCAAAUCCGUCAUGAUUGGCAGAGCACUGAACAGAGGCACCACCAUGCGCAGGCUCAUCACCCAAAUGGGGGAGAUCGAACAGCCCUGGAACUGCCCCCACGGUCGUCCUACCAUGCGUCAUCUAAUCAAUGUCACGAUGCUGAUGGAUGAGGAGGCGGAUAAUGAUGGGAAUGUGGGCGAAUGACAUCCGUUCAUACUCGUAUUCAAACCAGGGAUAGUUAUUAAUUUAAUCGUAAACUCUUAA